This is a messenger RNA of Aureobasidium subglaciale EXF-2481, 1167 nucleotides long. RefSeq lists its product as uncharacterized. The record is from RefSeq and is a predicted model, not a curated record. Bases 99 to 1112 code for a protein of 337 amino acids. The transcript is spliced from 2 exons. Gene Ontology annotation, biological process: secondary metabolic process. NCBI's taxonomy places the organism in Eukaryota, Fungi, Ascomycota, Dothideomycetes, Dothideales, Saccotheciaceae.
AAUUUGCAUACUUGCUCGAUUUUUCGUAGCUACCAUUGAGACUUUACUUUCGGUUCCGUUUUCCUGUGGAUUUUUGUACCUUGACCAAUCCGCCCACAAUGGUUACGAUCGAGCAAGUACGAGCCUCAAACGCUCAGAUAGCAAAGUCGCUUCCACCCGGACUGGUAGCCGUCUUUGUCGGAGGUACCAAUGGCGUUGGAGAGGUGACAGUCAAACAAUUUGCCAAACACGCUGUUCGUCCACGAGUUUACAUCAUCGGAAGGUCCAAAGAAGCCGUCAAUCGCAUCAUCUCCGAGUGCAAGGCGAUCAAUCCCGAUGGAACUUAUAUUCCCAUCUUGAAGGAGUUGAGUCUGCUGAAGAACGUCGACGAAGUUUGCAAGGACAUUCUGGUCCAAGAGACGCACAUCAAUCUGUUGCUCCUCACGAUUGGCACGCUGCAAGCUGGGCUCAAAACGGCCGAGGGCCUGCACUACGCGGCAGCACUACUUAUCUACAGUCGCAACCGCUUCAUCAGCAAUCUUCUCCCCGCCAUCGAGAGAGCACCACAUCUCAAGCGUGUGAUCAGUGUUUUCCUCGGAUCCAUGGAAGGCAAAAUCAACAUGAGCGACUUCCAAGGCUGGAAUCUGGGUUUGAUGGAAAACAAAGGUCAUGCAGCUUCCAUCACGACUUUGGCAUUGGAGAAUCAUGCUGCUGCAGCUCCAAAAACGACAUUCAUCCAUACUUUCCCUGGACCGGUGAAGGGUGGUAUACUCAGAGGCACGAAGGGCUUUGGCUUCGGGUUGGCCAAAGCUGCUUCCAAAUUCCUGUUGCCUCUUGUGCAGAUGCCUCCGCAGGACGCAGGAGACCGCCAUGUCUUUCUUGCUACAAGUGCGAGAUAUCCUGCCAAGGAGGAAGGGAAUGUUACACAAGGUGUCUCCAUCUCUACUGAUGUUGAUAACGUUGUCGGCUCGGAUGGUGGUCCUGGAGUCUACUCCUUGUUUCUGGAUGGGCAGGCGCUCAAACAACCCGCUAGACAGGUUUUGGCGGAGUACAGAAAGGAUGGCACAUUGCAGAAAGUAUGGUCGAUGAUUGAAAAGGAGUUUGUCAAUAUAGUAGGUAGCAAAUCCAUGUAGCUCGAGAUUCAGUCGAGUAGACGCAUCACGGUAAAAAUUCAGAUCCAUCUCCGCA